GCCUGUGGGUUUUGGUUUGUUAGGAGAGCCCUGUUAGUUUCCCCCUUCCCCUGGUUUGCUGCAUUGAUUGGGACGGCGUGUCAGAGCCCCGUUAGAUCCGAGCUUGCGGUCUACCCCAGGGCAGUUCCUGCCUUUUUAUCUGUAAGCGAGCCCAGCCCAUAAUAGACACUUAUCUAAUGCUUGGCAGAGCUCAGCAGUGAACACACCCACUCGCUGCUGUCUCUCUCUCUUUCUCCCCCCUCUGUGUCUGAUGGUCAAGGCCUGUGUGUGUGUACUGCCUGGAUGAUCAGCUCCCACAGAGAGCCCCCGUUGUGGGUCAGAUUGAACCGGAGCUUGCACAGCUGAAUCUGUGUGGGAAUAGCUGAGCAUCAGUACCAGUGCAGUGUAACAAGCCCCUGCACAACUCAUCAGGAGAACCCGAUCAAGCUGCAGCAGAGAUGGAGACAGUGGUUAGUGGAGAGCACAGUCUGUGUGUCGACCAAGAUAGGGACAAUAAACCAGCACCGGGCCUCCCCGAGGUGAACGAGAAUGGAGUUGGGGUAACCGCAGCAACGCAGUUUGGGGCAGCAAACCAAGCGACUAAAGUGCAAGACAUCCCCACAACCGACAAAACCGAAGGUGAUUCUCUUGCUGUGGCUUUGUGCAGCCAUUGUGCCCCACCCCAGCUCGUACAUAGUGGAGAGGGAAACGCAGAAAAGGUUCACCAUUGCUGUAUGUUACAGACAGUGGCAGGCACCUGUCCACCAGAUUCUUCUCCUUUGUCAGAUGAGCCUGUUUCAGAUGCUUCUGAUGUAAAAAGUACACCAUCUUCAGAAGCAGCACCCUUGGACCUGUCUUCACAAGAGGUCACAGCAGAAGAAGAGGAGCAAACUGUGGCCUUUGUUGGAGUUCAGCUGAGUUACAGGCAACAGAGUGCUGUUGAGAGGAUGGGAACCGAGAUAGGCCCGAGUGAGCAAACCAGCCUAAUUCUUCAGGAACCGCUUGUACCCGUGAGCUCGAUAUGGCCUGAGGAGGCAGUGACCAAUACCCCAUCAGUCACAGAACAGGCAUUUCUCACUUUGGACAAUUCACAAAUACCUGACGUUAUUCAGGAUAUGUCUGGGCUGGGAGCAGUAAGCUUUGGAUUAGAAGAGAGACAAAUUUGUGAGCAAUCAAGCCCUCAAGAUACUGUUCUAGCAACUUCAGAACAACCCAGAGAGCAGGAGCUGGCUGAGAGUAUGGAGGAGGAUAUGGGGGAACUCCUUCCUGAGGCUAUCGGAGCUCUAAGUCUGGUAACUACAGACGGUGCAGGAGAAUCAGCUGACAUGACCUUGACAGAUGGAAGAGUUCCUCAGGCUGAGUUUAAGAUUGAAGCAGCUUCAGACCCAAAGUUAAUGGAAGGCAGUGUGUGUGUGGAGGGCCUGGGAGAUGCAGAAUUCAGAGAGCAGGGGGAGGAUAUCCCGCUUACAGGGGAUCAUGAUACAGCAACCCAUCAGGUGGAAGAGGUUGAAGAUCGUCAGUCACAUCUGGCCAUUCAGGAAGGAGACCUGGGACUUGUCCAAACACCAACCCUGGAAUCUCAGAGGAGUAAGUGCGAAGAAGAUCUGCCUGUGUCAGCAGCGAAAGCUCAAUUGCCUGUGUCAGGAGAAGAAGGAAACAAAUCUCAGGCACCUGAGAACAAGACCAAGAGCUGCACACCUACAUCUGCCAAAAUCUCAAAACCUAGGCCUCAGGCCUCUGCUACUCCUAAGAGGCCUACCACAGCUGCCCGUAGCAACAAAUCUUCCAGUCUUAUCUCCACCCCCAAAAGGCCUCAAUCGACUACAAGCCAAGAUGGUGCAGGAGUUAAGGAGCAUAGAGCAAUGAAGGUAACAGAGACUAGGAAGACUCCAGGAUCACAAGCACCAUCUGGUCUCAGAAUGCCAGGAAGUGUCGGUGCAAAGACACCUCCGAAGCCGACAGCCGCUGCGAAGGGAACACCUCACUCUCCUGAUAUCAAAAGGACAACAACAAAGGUGGAGCAGAAGAAAUCGGGAAAAGGUGAUUCGGCAGCCAAAGCCGGUGGUAGUGGCAGUGGGUGCAGCAGUCCAGGUACCCCUGGGACUCCCAGCAGUCGCUCCCGUACACCUUCCCAGCCCUCUACCGGAGCGGCAAAAGAAGUGAAGAAAGUGGCGAUUGUUCGUACGCCUCCUAAAUCACCAGCAGCUUCCAAAGUACGGGCAGCCCCUGUUACUGUGCCCAUGCCUGAUCUGAAGAAUGUUAAAUCCAAAAUUGGAUCAACAGACAACAUUAAGCACUCACCCGGUGGUGGCAAGAGAGUAACUCCCUCAAUGUUCCCUUUAGGUGGUGGAAAUGUAGAGAUCAAAUCGCAGAAAGUUGACUUUAAGGACAAAGCUCAAUCCAAAAUUGGUUCAAUGGACAACAUCAGCCACACACCAGGCGGGGGAUCGAAAAAGAUUGAAUCUCACAAGCUGACUUUCCGUGAAACAGCCAAAUCUCGCACAGAUCACGGUGCAGAAAUCAUCUACAAGUCCCCCACCAUCUCCAACGAGGGCUCCCCACGCCGUCUCAGUAAUGUCUCCUCCACCAGCAGCAUCAACAUGGUGGAGUCGCCACAGCUUGCUACUCUCGCUGACCAGGUCUCAGCCUCUCUGGCUAAACAGGGUUUGUGACUGUUACUUGAAAGGCUCCCCUUCCUCCACAGCAGUUUGCAGGUGUCUAACAUGAACUGGUGUUGGACCAUCCUGAGCCCUCUCUAUCUUGCUCCUUCCACUGUCCUCUGAAACAUUCAGUCCAGCUGUGUCAAAAUUAUCUGGCCAUUUACAGACAGUGGUGCUUUGUUGUAUUUUGUAUGCCCUUGCACGCACAGUGUGUUAAACUCCUGAUCUGCGAUCCUUUAGGCUUUGUGAGAAGACUAGCACUCGAGAUGUGGUUUGUCCCUUUAUUUAAAGUUUUGGGGGUCCAAGCAAGAAGCAAGUGGAGAAGUGCAAAAAUAAAUUUAAUAUAUGAAUAGAAUUUUGUUUCUUCUUUCAAGUGGCUAAAGUUCGGAGGGGUGGAGUUUGUGCUGCAGUUGCGUGAAUUAUUGGUUAAACCACAUCUAAAUAACCCCUCAGUUCUGAACACUGUAUCACAGGAAGGAGAUAGUGUCCUCUGAGAGAGUGCAUUGGCUCCUCCACCAAAUUGCUAUCGAGGUUAAAAUGGCUGCGUAAAGUGAGAUUCUGUUACAUGGAUGAGGAUUCAUCCAUGAAUGUAGAAGCUAAGGUGGUGUUUAACUGAUGUUUAAGUUGACUAUAGGAGUUGCGAGAGAAAGUACUUGUUCUGGUGGGAACUGGGGAAUGAAGGGGCUCAAGCUCAAAGUGGUCAGGAAUGGAAACAGGGAACUCUCUUCCACCAAAAGCUUUUGAAAUUGGCGUCAACAGAUAAUUUCAAAUUCUGAGAUUGUUAGACAUGGUUUUGUCAAGGCAGAGUGUCAAGGGUGAUGUAACCAAGAUGGGUAAAUGAAGUUAGGGUAUAGCUCAGCAUUGAGCAGCUUAGAUGGUGGAGUCACUAGAAGGCUGUCUGUCUCUUGGUAUUCCCUGUUGUGUUCUUUCUGGUAAUGAUUGCACUUGGUCUUAUCCGAUGGGGGACACAAUGCUGGGCAGUUUCCCCCCUGGGUUGUGAGCAUUGUGGCCAAGAGCCCAACUUCCUUCCGAAUGGCUGAAUGGAGCAUACUUUCAUGUAAAACUUCUCAAGAUCAAUAACUGGAGAGGUUUGCUCAAAGUGAGUUGUUUUUUUUUCUGAACGGCAUUUAGUAUUUUCCAUUUUCUGUAUUUUGUGUGGGGAAGAGCUUCCUGAAAUCACCCCUGGACAGCAUGACUCGAAUUUAAUAUUUUGCCCAUUGUUCCUACCAGAGAAAUCUGUUUGUUGUCCUGCCUGUCAAGUCUUUAGAUUAUAUUAAAUGCUCUGUUACGUGGCCUUCAAUUUUCUCUGCUCAAAGGACUACAAGACUGGUGAAUGCAGUCUGUCCUCAUACGUUUUCCACAUUCAGCCCAGGCCUAAUUCUGGCGACACUGAUCAAUUUAAGCAGCAUGUGGGGAAUGACAGACUGUUCACUGGAGAACCUCACAUCUCUUACUGAUCAAAUUCAGUACAGUGCUACAGGGACACAGCAGCCAGACAGGCCCAGACACCCCCUCCGCAUCCUGUCCAGACAGGCCCAGACACCCCCACCCAGUCCAGGCAGGCCCAGACACCCCCACCCCCACCCUGUCCAGACAGGCCCAGACAUCCCCCACAACCUUGUCCAGACAGAUCCAGACACCCUCUCCUCCACCCUGUCCAGACAGGAUCAGAUACCCCACCCUCAC
This is a messenger RNA of Chiloscyllium plagiosum (whitespotted bambooshark), 4325 nucleotides long. The record is from RefSeq and is a predicted model, not a curated record. NCBI's taxonomy places the organism in Eukaryota, Metazoa, Chordata, Chondrichthyes, Orectolobiformes, Hemiscylliidae.